AUGUCUCCAUCACGCUCUUCCACCAUCCCAACUUACAGCAUCGCCUCCAUCCCCGCCGAUGGAAUCGGUCCCGAGGUCAUCGAGGCCGGUAUCACGGCGCUGAAUGCCUUGGCUGAUACCCUCAACACCUUCAAGCUCGACUUCACCCACUACGACUGGAGCUCCGAGACCUUCAAGAAAACCGGCAAAUACAUUCCCGAUGGCGGUUUGGACAAGCUGAAGAAGCACGACGCCAUUCUCUUCGGCGCUGUCGGUGCACCCGACGUCCCCGACCACAUCUCCCUCUGGGGUUUGCGCCUCGCCAUCUGCCAACCCCUCCAACAAUACGCCAACGUCCGUCCCACCAAGAUCUUCCGCGGUACUCAAUCGCCCCUGCGCAACUGCAAGUCCGGUGAUCUGGACUGGGUCAUUGUUCGCGAGAACAGCGAGGGCGAGUAUGCCGGCCAAGGAGGUCGCUCUCAUCAAGGCCGUCCCUGGGAAAUCGGCACCGAGACCGCCAUCUUCUCCCGCCACGGCGUGGAACGCAUCAUGCGGUUCGCAUUCGAGACCGCCCAGCAACGGCCCCGUAAGCUCUUGACCGUCGUCACGAAGAGUAACGCCCAGCGCAACGGCAUGGUGCUCUGGGAUGAAGUCGCCAAGGAGGUGUCCCAGGAUUUCCCCGAUGUCACUUGGGAUAAGAUGCUCGUGGAUGCCAUGACUACCCGUAUGGUCUUGAAACCGGAGACUAUUGACACGAUUGUUGCCACCAACUUGCACGCCGAUAUCCUCUCCGAUUUGGCCGCCGCUCUGGCCGGUUCGAUUGGUAUUGCCCCUACCUCUAACCUGGACCCUACCCGCCAACACCCCAGUAUGUUCGAGCCUAUUCACGGCUCUGCGUUUGAUAUCACUGGCAUGGGCAUUGCCAACCCCGUUGGGACCUUUUGGACGGCCGUCGAGAUGCUGAACUGGCUGGGUGAGAAGGAUGCUGCGAACACGCUGCUCGAGUGUGUGGAGAAUGUCUGCGAACAGGGAGUUUUGACCAGGGAUUUGGGUGGUCAGGCGAAUACUAAGGAGGUUACGGCUGCAGUGGUGGCGGAAAUUCAGAAGGUGGUUAGGAAAUAGGUUAUGGGCUUGUGUUAU
Molecule: messenger RNA, 1119 nt
Organism: Aspergillus sclerotioniger CBS 115572
Lineage: Eukaryota; Fungi; Ascomycota; Eurotiomycetes; Eurotiales; Aspergillaceae
Product: putative tartrate dehydrogenase
Exons: 3
Coding region: 1-1101 (366 amino acids)
Molecular function (GO): NAD binding; oxidoreductase activity, acting on the CH-OH group of donors, NAD or NADP as acceptor; magnesium ion binding
Source: RefSeq, a predicted model, not a curated record